AUCUGGGCCCAAAUUGAGGCCCAUUUAGAGAAUUAAAAGCCCAAAUAAAAACAAAACAUUACUACAUGAAGUCAGAAAAAAGCAAUCGCAGAAACAGAAAUCAAAAAUCCGAUGGGGAGGAAGAAGGGAUUGCCGGAGUUCGAAGAGUCGGCGCCGGAUGGAUUCGAUCCUGAGAAUCCGUACAAGGAUCCGGUUGCGAUGGUGGAGAUGAGAGAACAUAUUGUUCGUGAGAAGUGGAUCCAAAUCGAGAAGGCUAAGAUCUUGCGCGAGAAGGUCAAAUGGUGUUACCGCGUCGAAGGCGUUAACCAUUACCAGAAGUGUCGUCAUCUUGUUCAGCAGUAUCUCGACGCCACUCGCGGCGUUGGUUGGGGCAAAGACCACCGUCCUAUCUCUCUCCACGGUCCUAAGCCAGUAGCUGUUGAAGAAGCUGAAUAAAUGUUGUGUGCGUGAUUGAUCUUAGGUGAGUAACUGGCUUUGAUUUAUGUAGUGUGUAUUGCUUAGAAGCACUUGACCAAUACUUUACUUGUUAAUAUGUUGAAGAAGAUAAAGGUUAGACUUUUUAGCAUUCCUUGUGUAGAGUAUCUUAUAACUGGACCUGUUGUGUGAAUCGGUUUGUAGUAUCUUAUAAAUUGGAACAUGGACG
This is a messenger RNA of Arabidopsis arenosa, 643 nucleotides long. Lineage: Eukaryota; Viridiplantae; Streptophyta; Magnoliopsida; Brassicales; Brassicaceae. The record is from the annotation of a GenBank genome assembly.